AUGGCCGGAGGCGCCGCCAAAUACCGGCACCUGAGCCGCAAGUCCUCGCACCGACAAGCCCUCCUCCGCAACCUGGUCACCUCCCUUUUCACGCACGAGUCGAUCACCACCACAUGGGCCAAGGCCAAGGAAGCCCAACGACUGGCCGAGAAGCUGAUCACCUUGGGCAAGAAGAACACUGAAGCCAGCCGGAAGAGCGCGCUGGCGACAUUUUACACCCCCCACUCCAUCCUCCCCAAACUCUUCGGCCCCCUGCGGGAACGCUACGCCAACCGACCCGGCGGCUACACGCGGGUGCUGCGCGUGGAGGCCAAGAAGGACGACCAGGCGGAGAGCGCGAUCCUGGAGCUGGUCGACGGGCCCAAGGACAUGCGGUUCGCGCUGACAGCGCGCACCAUCGCGCGCCAGCGCGCCCAGGGAUUCGACACCCUCAACGAGAUCACCGCGCUGAACGUCCGCAAGGUGACGCGGUUCCGGGACGGCGGGGUCGACGCCCUCGAGGACGCGGUGCAGAAGUUGAAGCUCAGCGGGCAUGGGGAGAAGGCGGCCGGC
Molecule: messenger RNA, 552 nt
Organism: Aspergillus uvarum CBS 121591
Lineage: Eukaryota; Fungi; Ascomycota; Eurotiomycetes; Eurotiales; Aspergillaceae
Product: mitochondrial 54S ribosomal protein bL17m
Exons: 2
Biological process (GO): translation
Cellular component (GO): ribosome; mitochondrial large ribosomal subunit
Molecular function (GO): structural constituent of ribosome
Source: RefSeq, a predicted model, not a curated record